AUGGCACCAAGCCUCGAGGAACCCGAAGCCGUUCAAGAGGUGAUAAACAACCCACUGAAAGCGAAACCGCAGCUCGUCGCCCCCGAACCAGAGCACUGCCCGGGACCCGAGUCCGAACGCGCCGGCACAGCAGACUCUUGCGCAGGCUGCCCCAACCAGAAGAUAUGCGCGUCAGCACCCAAAGGGCCUGAUCCGGACAUUCCCCUGAUUUCAGCACGGCUAGCAGGCGUCAAGCAUAAGAUAUUAGUGCUAAGUGGCAAAGGUGGGGUGGGCAAGUCGACCUUCACGAGCCUUCUGGCGCAUGCUUUUGCGACGAACCCAGAGAGUUCGGUGGGGAUCAUGGAUACGGAUAUCUGCGGACCGAGCAUACCAAAAAUGAUGGGCGCUGAGGCCGAGACGAUUCACAUCAGCGGCGCGGGCUGGUCGCCUGUCUACGUCAUGGACAACUUGGGAGUCAUGAGCAUUCAAUUCAUGCUUCCAAAUCGAGACGAUGCUAUUAUUUGGAGGGGCCCCAAGAAGAAUGGUCUGAUCAAACAGUUUCUCAAGGACGUCGAGUGGGGAGAUCUCGAUUUUCUCCUGGUAGAUACGCCACCGGGCACGAGUGACGAGCACCUAAGUGUCAACACUUAUUUGAGAGAAAGCGGCAUAGACGGUGCCGUGGUCGUCACAACGCCACAGGAGGUCUCUCUCCUGGAUGUGCGGAAAGAGAUAGACUUUUGUCACAAGGCCGGCAUCCGGGUGCUGGGGCUUGUCGAGAACAUGAGCGGAUUUGUUUGCCCCGGAUGCAAGCAUACAAGUCAAAUUUUCCGACCAACCACAGGUGGCGGCAGGGCGCUUGCAAAAGAGAUGGGCAUUAGAUUCCUUGGGUCUGUGCCAUUGGACCCUAGUAUCGGUAUGGCUUGUGACUAUGGUGAGAGCUUCUUCGACAGCUUCCCUGAUAGUCCGACCUGUGCUUCGGUCGAAAACGUGGUGCGAGAGCUUGCCGAGGAGUUAGGGCUUGCUGUCGAUAAUGUACUUCCUCCGAAACAAUGA
This is a messenger RNA of Pyricularia oryzae 70-15, 1032 nucleotides long. Its product is annotated as cytosolic Fe-S cluster assembly factor NBP35. Gene Ontology annotation, biological process: iron-sulfur cluster assembly. NCBI's taxonomy places the organism in Eukaryota, Fungi, Ascomycota, Sordariomycetes, Magnaporthales, Pyriculariaceae. Bases 1 to 1032 code for a protein of 343 amino acids. Gene Ontology annotation, cellular component: cytosol. The record is from RefSeq and is a predicted model, not a curated record. Gene Ontology annotation, molecular function: ATP-dependent FeS chaperone activity; ATP binding; 4 iron, 4 sulfur cluster binding. The transcript has a single exon.